Fusarium venenatum is the source of this 591-nucleotide messenger RNA. RefSeq lists its product as uncharacterized. NCBI's taxonomy places the organism in Eukaryota, Fungi, Ascomycota, Sordariomycetes, Hypocreales, Nectriaceae. The record is from RefSeq and is a predicted model, not a curated record.
AUGGACUAUCUUCAAAAUUCAACAAACCCAAACAUCUGCCUUUCUGGAGGUGCUGACGGCGCCGACAUGGAAUGGGGAAAUUGUGCUGCUUCUGUGAGACAUCAAGUCAUACAUUGGAGCUUUCCUGAGCACUCGAGCCAGGUUUCAGAAGACCAGCUUAUUCGACUUACCGAUGAAGAACUCAAGAUAGGCAAUGAAGCCAUUGAAAAUGCGGCCAGAGCUCUUGGGAAAAGCCCAGCACGUCGGCCGACAGUUACCCGCUUGUUGCGCCGCAAUUACUAUCAAGUGGCUUGGAGCGAAGCAUGCUAUGCUGUCACUUUCAUUCCAGAGGCAGGGGACAACGCUCAACCUCCCGGAGGAACGGCAUGGGCAACGACAAUGUUUGCUCAGUUGCAUCCAGAAAAUCAUAGCCUCUAUGUUUUCGACCAAAACAGAAAUGUUUGGUUGCAGUGGCAAGGCGAAUCUUGGGUUAACAUUGAAACGCCGCCUCGUCCCGCAGGUGUCUGGGCUGGUAUUGGCGCUCGCAGUCUACAGCAAAACGGAAAAGAUGCUAUUCGGAAGUUGAUGGGUUGCACGGCGGACGACAUAUGA